UCUAACAAAAGUUGAUGUCAUAAAGUUGGUUUAUUUUCUUCUAUAUAUACGCUUAGUUUCGUGCAAACUCUGUAACUCAUCAAACUUCAAUGCCAUAAUUUGGGCAAAAAUGGGAACAAAGAUUGAAGCUUUUGCACUGAGCCUUUUGGUGGCAAGUCUAGUGUUGCUUUGUCCUGCAGUUUCUGCAUCAGAUGAUGGGCUGAUGAGAAUAGGAUUGAAGAAGGUGAAGUUUGAUCCAUCAAAUAGGGAAGCUGCUCUCCUCGACUCGAAGGAGAGCCUCAGAGCCAAGGCCGGGGAUGGAGGGGAUGCCGUUGUGGCACUCAAGAACUACAUGGAUGCUCAGUACUUUGGUGAGAUUGCCAUCGGCACCCCACCGCAGAAAUUCAUGGUCAUUUUCGACACGGGAAGCUCCAACCUGUGGGUGCCAUCUUCGAAAUGCUACUUUUCUCCUGCUUGUUUUCUCCAUGCCAAAUACAAGUCUAGGCAAUCUAGUACCUACAAAAAGAAUGGGAAAUCUGCUGCGAUUCAAUAUGGAACAGGAUCAAUCUCUGGAUUCUACAGUGAAGAUGUUGUUACAAUUGGCAAUUUAGUUGUGAAGAAUCAGGAGUUUAUUGAGGCAACAAGUGAACCUGGUGUGACAUUUGUGGCUGCCAAGUUUGAUGGCAUAUUAGGACUUGGAUUCCAAGAGAUCUCAGUCGGGAACUCGACCCCCCCAUGGUACAAUAUGAUUGCACAAGGCCUUGUUAAGGAGCCUGUGUUCUCAUUCUGGCUGAAUAGGAAUGUGAAUGAUCAAAACGGCGGUGAGCUUGUUUUUGGUGGCUUUGAUACCAAACAUUUCAAGGGCGAACAUUCGUAUGUUCCGGUCUCAAGGAAAGGCUACUGGCAGUUUGACAUGGGUGAUGUUCUCAUUGGUGGUAAACAGAGUGGCUAUUGCGCCCAAGGAUGUUCCGCGAUUGCAGAUUCCGGGACUUCUCUUUUAGCCGGUCCAACGACUGUGAUAGCAAUGAUCAACCAUGCCAUUGGAGUAUCUGGAGUGGUAAAUCAAGGAUGCAAGUCUUUGGUUCAAAAAUAUGGCUCAUCAAUCAUGGAUCUUCUCUUGAAAGAGUUGCAACCAGAGAAUAUAUGUGGCCAACUCGGGGUGUGCGAAGCCCAUGGAGCAAGCAGCGAGGGCAUCGAGAGCGUUGUGGGAGAUGAGGAGGGCAAAUCAGCGGGCCUGAUCAAUGCUCUGUGCCCGGUUUGCAAAAUGGCCGCGGUUUGGAUGAAAAGCCAACUCGGGCUUAACAAAACCCGAGACGUUGUAUUGAAGUAUGCUAACGAGGUUUGUGAGAAGAUGCCUAAUCCACUGGGACAAUCAAUUGUUGACUGUGGAAGUAUUGCUUCUAUGCCUAUUAUUUCCUUCACAAUUGGUGGCAAAACUUUUGAUCUCUCAUCAAAAGAGUACAUACUUAAGGUGGAAGGACAAGGACAAGCACAAUGCAUUAGUGGUUUCACCGGCAUCGAUGUUCCUCCUCCACGUGGACCACUCUGGAUCCUCGGAGAUAUGUUUAUGGGUCGCUAUCAUACCGUGUUCGACCAUGGGAAACUGAGAGUUGGGUUUGCUGAAGCUGUUUAGAGAAAAAUUUCAUAUUUACAAAAAUAAUGUGAUCAGUAAUUACAUGUGAUAUUUGUUUUGAGUGUACUCACUGUUCAAGAUUUGGAUCUUUAUUUCAAUGAAACAAUCUUUCUUGGCAAAAAUUAAUGUUCUGUUU
This is a messenger RNA of Salvia hispanica, 1748 nucleotides long. Its product is annotated as aspartic proteinase A1-like. Gene Ontology annotation, molecular function: aspartic-type endopeptidase activity. Gene Ontology annotation, biological process: lipid metabolic process; proteolysis. The record is from RefSeq and is a predicted model, not a curated record. Lineage: Eukaryota; Viridiplantae; Streptophyta; Magnoliopsida; Lamiales; Lamiaceae.